Molecule: messenger RNA, 3895 nt
Organism: Oncorhynchus mykiss (rainbow trout)
Lineage: Eukaryota; Metazoa; Chordata; Actinopteri; Salmoniformes; Salmonidae
Product: asparagine synthetase
Cellular component (GO): cytosol
Molecular function (GO): asparagine synthase (glutamine-hydrolyzing) activity
Source: RefSeq, a predicted model, not a curated record
GAAAUCCAUAGGUUAGGGCCUCAUUUAUUUAUUUCAGUUGACUGAUUUACAUAUGAACUGUAAAUCAGUGAAGUCUUUGAAAUUGUUACAUUUAUAUUUUUAUUCAGGAUAAAUUGAAACGGUCUUUGCUAGAAUAAGACUGACUCCAUAUUAAUGACAAUGAUUAAUGAAUGAGAUGUUCGACGAGCAGUUGUCCCUAUACUUUUGGUCAUGUAGUGUAUGUUUAUUGUAACAUGUUACCUUUGGCUCGCAAACUAACCAGAAUGUAUGUCAAAUGUGAAUCUCAAAUAUAACCAUGAAGUGAUGCAACCGAACAUGAAGUUGCAAGUCACGCCCCUCCCAGUUCAGUCAAGGACAUAGUCAUCACUACCGUGUACAGAAGUUCUGUCGUUGCAUCAUUUCAGGCGCUGAGGAGAAUACUAUUAAUUCACCCCUUUGUGUCAACGACAAAGCCCCGCUCUCUCCAGCCCCAGGAUGUGUGGUAUAUGGGCCUUGUUUGGCAGUGAUGAGUGCCUGUCGGUUCAGUGCACCAGCGCUAUGAAGAUUGCCCACCGGGGCCCUGACGCCUUUCGCUUUGAGAACAUCAACGGCUUCACUAACUGUUGUUUCGGCUUCCAUCGCCUGGCUAUUGUAGACCAGCUGUAUGGCAUGCAGCCCAUCCGCAUCAAGAAGUUCCCCUACCUCUGGCUUGUCUACAACGGAGAAAUCUACAACCACCAUACGCUAAAGGAGCGGUUUGAGUUUACUGACUACCAGACCAAAGUAGAUGGUGAGAUCCUGCUUCACCUGUAUGAGCGCUUCGGCAUUCAGAAGAUGGCGUCCCUAUUGGAUGGAGUGUUCGCCUUCGUCCUCCUGGACACAGCCAAUAGGAAGGUUUUCCUGGGGAGGGAUACGUAUGGCGUGCGGCCCUUGUUCAAACUACUGACUGACGACGGCUUCCUGGCUGUGUGCUCUGAGGCAAAAGGUCUGACUGAUAUCACCCACUCAAUGUCCUCACCUCCUAAGAUCACUCCAUUCCUCCCAGGACACUUUGAGGUGUUUGACCUGAAGCCCACAGGGAAGGUAGGGUCUAUUCAGAUGGACCGCUUCCACUGCUGCACCCAGGAGCCCAACCACGCUGCCUAUGACACAGUAGAGAGGCUCCCCUCAGGUUUUGUCCCAGAGACAGUGAAGAGCAACAUCCGGUCUUUGUUUGAGAACGCUGUCCGGAAACGCCUCAUGGCCCACAGGAGGAUCGGCUGUCUUCUCUCAGGUGGUUUGGACUCUAGUCUGGUGGCAGCUACGCUGGUUAAACUGGCCAAAGAGGAGAAGUUGAAGUACCCCAUCCAGACCUUCGCUAUCGGGGCUGAAGACAGCCCAGACAUUCUGGCUGCUCGCAAGGUGGCGUCCUACAUCGGCAGUGAGCACCAUGAGGUGAACUUCACCCCCGAGGAGGGUCUCAAAGCCGUGGAGGAGGUCAUCUUUCACCUGGAGACCUAUGACAUCACCACCAUACGCGCCUCUGUUGGCAUGUACCUAGUGUCAAAGUACAUCCGUGAGAAGACUGACAGCGUGGUGAUCUUCUCUGGGGAAGGCUCUGACGAGCUGACACAAGGAUACAUCUACUUCCACAAGGCUCCCACUCCCAAGGCAGCAGCAGAGGACAGUGUUCGUCUGUUGAAGGAGCUGUACCUGUUUGACGUGCUCAGAGCAGACCGCACCACCUCUGCACACGGUCUAGAGCUGAGAGUGCCUUUCCUGGACCACAGGUUCACAGCGUACUACCUCUCCCUGCCUGAGGAGAUGAGGCAACCUAAGGAUGGAGUGGAGAAGCACCUCCUCAGAGACUCAUUUAAAGGUCUGAACCUGAUCCCAGACGAGAUCCUAUGGCGGCGUAAAGAGGCCUUCAGUGACGGAAUGAUGUCUGUCAAGAAGUCCUGGUACAACAGCCUGCAGGACCAGAUGGAGUCUGAGGUGAACGACUUCCAGCUGGAGAAGUCUCCUAAGACGUUCCCGUUCCUCCCUCCCAGAACCAAAGAGGCGUACUUCUACCGCCAGGUGUUUGAGAAGCUUUACCCGGGCCAAGCUGAGUGGCUCAGCCACUACUGGAUGCCCCGCUGGAUCAAUGCUACAGACCCCUCAGCCAGAACCCUCUCCAUCUACAAGCCUGACAAGGACCAGUGAUACAGAAACAACAGUGGCUCUUUUCCAGUGUCCUCACUAGCGUAGCACUUAGAGUGAAGCAGUCUAUUGAGCAGGCAUGCAUUCUAAGUGGUAUGCUAGUAUGGAUAUUGGAACGUAGACUGUGUCAGCUGUCAAUCACUUGUGCCAUUAUUACUACACCUCAUCUUCACACCAUUACUACACCUCCCCUUCACCACAUACCUAUCUGGAAACAGUCUGAUGCUAAAGUUGUGAUUUUUCUGGAAUUUUGGGUAACGAUUAGGCUUACUUUUCAUGCAAAUGAUCACGGUUAUUGUAAUUUUUGUUUAAAAAUGGUUUGACCUUGUAACGCUUCAUAAUGCAUCUUUAGAUAAGACAUAUCUAAUUAGCUACGAUAAACCUAAUGAAUAGAACACAGCAUUGGUGACAUCCCUGUUUCAAAAACGAAUGGAUUUGACCUCUUGGAACUUUUGGAAAUGAAACUUCUCCCAACCGUGCCGUUCCGCUCAUAAAAUGAUUACCAACUUUACCCAUUUCAUGUAAAACUGCUAUUGGGUAAAUUAUUUCUACUUGAAUCUAAAGUUGAAUCCCCCUUUUCCUAAAAUGAAUUUAUUAAGACUAUUUUUUACUUCACGUUAUUGACCAUAAUUAUCGGUUACACAAUUAUGCGAUAAUUAUGGCAGCUCUAUGGAGGAAUCAGGUUAGCCUAGUGGACACGCAGUUAACCCACCAUUCCUAGGCCGUCAUUGAAAAUAAGAAUUUGUUCUUAACUGACUUGCCUAGUUAAAUAAAGGUAAAAAUAAAUCAAAUAAAAUCAUCAAGCUCUAGUAAUUAACCAGUGUUAAUUACAGUUACAGGGUCAGUACUGAUUUGGGAAACUGCUGUUUCACUAGGAAUAGUUGAUAAUGUUGGAAGACUGGAAUGAUGCUGUAGGCCAUCUAUCUGGAAUUCAGUAGCACUACUGUAAUGCUUUCAUCGAUUAUUGUACCAUAUGGUGAUUACAUAGUACAUAUUAUUAUAUCUAAAUUACAUACAUAUUUUAACAGCGUCAGACAUUGGCUAAACCUUAACAUGAUAUUUAACUGUUCCUAAUGAGUGCUUUUUUCUGUCAUUUACAUUAAGUUAGAUGCGUAUAACCGGUACUGCAAUUGUCCUUUUGCCUCUUACCCAGACAGGGAGCAGGCUGUAAUAGGUUCAAUUCCGAUGUCUUGAUUAUGUCACAGGAGACAAUAGACCGGAUAGCUUUUAGGUAUAGAUCAGUUGCGGUCAGUGCCGUUCUAUUUCAGCAUGUUGGAUGACUGUCAUUCAUAUUCCAUUCAGCCAGUUCAAUGUAACAGCGAUAGGUUCAGACUACUACGUGCUUCUCAUAUUUUCCCUAUACCCAUCAUGAGGCUGCUACAACCUAGCCUAUGAAUUAACGUUUAUAACGUAGCUUAACACAGGUCCAGAGACAUAUAUUUGCGGUGACAGACGGUGACAUUCAAUACCGCCUUGCACACACUGUCCUGCAUCUAGCUGAUAUAGGACGUAAUCAUUGGUCCAACAGUUGAAACAGCGCCCCUGCCUAGACUGGAGGGUAACACCCUGCAUGGCCUGGGUCUCUCACAUGGACUGUCACAAUCAGUGACACUUGCGAUGUCUAACAAUGACACAACUCUGUUUCUCCCCGUUUUGUUCCGUUUGCUUACUUUUUAAGAAACGCGUUUCAACAGAAUCCGCGGAAUGAAUAUACCGCUGAUCACGCGUAAACACA